AUGGCGGGGAGAAUGCUAAGAUGGUCCCUGGAGCUAUCCGAAUUCGACAUCCAAUAUGAAAGCAGGAAAGCACUAAAGGCCCAAGCGCUCGCCGAUUUCGUCGCUGAAAUGACUUUGAUCACCUCCUCUCCCCCUCCCGCCGAGCACAAAUGGACCAUAUACGUUGAUAGCGCCUCCAGCAGCUCGGGGAGCGGAGCUGACAUCAUCCUGGAAAACGACGAAGGGCUCAUCAUCGAAGUGUCCUUGGUUUUGUCUUUCCCCAUGUCGAACAACCAAGCCGAAUACGAAGCCUUCCUAGCAGGCUUACGGCUGGCCGAAGACGUGGGCGCUCGGGAGGUGAAGAUCUACACCGACUCCCAACUCGUCGCAUCCCAGGUCAACGGUGAGUACCAAGCCAAGAACGACGUGCUCGUUGAAUACCUCGCCCUCGUCAAAGAUAAGAUGAAAAAGUUCGCGAGGGCUGAAGUAGAGCAUAUCCCUCGGGAACACAAUACCCGAGCAGACGUCUUAUCCAAACUCGCGAGCACGAGAAAGAAAGGUGGAAACAAGUCGGUGAUCCAGGAAAACCUGUCAAAGCCGAGCGUAGAUAAAAGCACUUCCCACCUGCAGGUGCUCGCUAUAGGCGACGAUCAUUGUUGGAUGACCCCGGUGUAUAACUUCCUUACGAAGAAUGAAUUGCCGGCCGACAAGAAUGAAGCUUCAACGAUCAAAAGGCGUGCCUACCUGUACACCGUCCUUGAAAACAAACUAUACCGACGAGGAUUAUCCAUCCCCCUCCUUAAAUGUGUCGACGCAUCACAGGCGCUCGAGAUACUACUGGAGCUUCACAAAGGAAUUAGCGGCCAGGACCUCGGCGGCCGCUCUCUGGCCAGAAAAGCUUUAAGAGUCGGGUACUAUUGGCCGACCAUGCAGCAGGACGCCAAAGAGCACGUCCAGAAAUGCGAUAAGUGUCAGCGCCACGCCGACAUGCACUUGGCUCCCCCAAACGAGCUCAAGUCCCUGUCCUUUCCCUGGCCCUUCUCUACAUGGGGGAUGGACCUCCUCGGACCAUUCCCGGUCGGUUCAUACCAGAACAAAUAUCUCGUGGUCGCCGUGGACUACUUUACCAAAUGGAUAGAGGCCGAAGCGCUCGCCAAAAUCACGGCCGAAAACGUACUGCGCUUUUACAAGCGAAACGUACUUGCUCGGUUCGGGGUUCCAUAA
Vicia villosa (hairy vetch) is the source of this 1203-nucleotide messenger RNA. RefSeq lists its product as uncharacterized. NCBI's taxonomy places the organism in Eukaryota, Viridiplantae, Streptophyta, Magnoliopsida, Fabales, Fabaceae. Gene Ontology annotation, biological process: DNA integration. The transcript has a single exon. Gene Ontology annotation, molecular function: nucleic acid binding; RNA-DNA hybrid ribonuclease activity. The coding region runs from base 1 to 1203 and encodes 400 amino acids. The record is from RefSeq and is a predicted model, not a curated record.